UUGGAAUGCGAUCCAGGUUAUCGAGUGUCAACAAUUCGCCGUACUAAGACGUACUAUAAUCUGCUUGGCUCGUUGGCAAUUGAAUGUGAACAGAUCGCUCACGCUGAGGACACUAGUUGCACUAAGCAACCCAGUAUACCAAAAUGUAACGGUCAGCUCGAAGGUUGCAUGGCCAACACAUGGCUUGGGGGUUUCCAUGCGUAUCUGCUCGAGAACUCCACGCAGGCAAUUGUAUUGGAUCCUCUCUGUUGCUCUUCACCUCACGUCUAUAUCGAGCCUUUCUCCUGUAUAAACGACCAGAUCAACGCGGCCACCAAGGAUUUCUCCCAUUCGAUUGUAUCGGACUUAGUGUAUCGUGGAGUUCAAUGCUGGCAUCAGUACAGCAUCAAUCAUACGUUAGUCGAUCUUCUAUGGAAAGCGGAGAUAUGUAGAUAUCAAUCCACAGAGUUUCCAGUUUUGCCUGCUGAGCGCUUUGCAGAAAUCUGUGAAGAAUGUGCUUGUACGUGCGGUAUCGAACAAUGUGCAAAUGGGGUGGAACCGAUCCGGAUCGUCCACAAAAGACGACUCGGAAAAUGCGGAUGCGAUUGCAAAUGUUUGUACAGAUGUAUCAAGUAUAAAUAA
Angiostrongylus costaricensis is the source of this 621-nucleotide messenger RNA. The record is from the annotation of a GenBank genome assembly. NCBI's taxonomy places the organism in Eukaryota, Metazoa, Nematoda, Chromadorea, Rhabditida, Metastrongylidae.